AUGAGACCCAUCCUCCUUCAAGGCCAUGAACGGUCUCUUAAUCAAAUCAAAUUCAACCGAGAGGGUGAUCUCCUAUUUUCAGUAGCUAAAGACAAGGUCGUAUGUGCUUGGUUCACCAGUAAUGGAGAAAGACUAGGGACAUACAUUGGACAUCAGGGCGCGAUCUGGACGGUGGAUAUCUCCCCUGACAGCAUACUCCUGGCCACCGGAGCGGCAGAUAACGUCAUCAAGCUGUGGAAUGUUCAAACAGGAGAGAAUGUCAAGACUUGGGAGUUUCCCACUGCUGUCAAGAGGGUGCAGUUUAGUGAGGAUGGAAGACAGUUACUGGCUGUCACGGAAAAGCGAAUGGGAUAUCUGGGCACCAUCGUGGUGUAUGACAUUCGAUAUGGCGAUGAUCUGACCGACCAAGCCAACGAACACAGUGUGAAAAUCACCUGCGAGGACAGCAAGGCCACAGUAGCUGGAUGGAGUUACCUCGACAAAUACAUCAUCUCUGCGCACGAGGACGGGACGGUAACACAGUGGGAUGCAAAGACUGGAGAAUACCUGAUGAGCAUCGAAGCUCACGAGUUUGACACUACCAUCAACGACCUGCAACUCUCACCCGACCGCACAUACUUUAUCACUGCUGGCAAGGACAAAACUGCUAGGCUCAUCUCAUCGCGGGACUUGAGUAUCAUGAAGACAUAUGUCGCCGAUACGCCGUUGAACACCGCUUCCAUCACGCCCAAGAAGGACUUUGUCAUUCUCGGUGGUGGGCAAGCCGCCAUGGAUGUCACUACAACCUCAGCUCGUCAAGGUAAAUUUGAAGCUCGAUUCUACCACAAGAUUUUUGAAGAUGAGAUUGGCCGCGUCCGUGGUCAUUUUGGUCCCCUGAACACCAUCGCUGUUCAUCCACUAGGCACUGCAUAUGCCAGUGGCGGUGAAGAUGGAUAUGUGAGGAUGCACCACUUUGACAAGCCCUAUUUCGACUUCAUGUACGAAGUCGAGCGAGAGCAAGCACGGAAAUGA
This is a messenger RNA of Exophiala aquamarina CBS 119918, 1011 nucleotides long. Its product is annotated as eukaryotic translation initiation factor 3 subunit I. NCBI's taxonomy places the organism in Eukaryota, Fungi, Ascomycota, Eurotiomycetes, Chaetothyriales, Herpotrichiellaceae. The transcript is spliced from 4 exons. Gene Ontology annotation, molecular function: RNA binding; protein binding; translation initiation factor activity. The record is from RefSeq and is a predicted model, not a curated record. Gene Ontology annotation, cellular component: cytoplasm; eukaryotic translation initiation factor 3 complex, eIF3m. Bases 1 to 1011 code for a protein of 336 amino acids. Gene Ontology annotation, biological process: cytoplasmic translational initiation.